AUGGACCCCUUUCAAGAACUCCGAAACGAAUUUUCUUCUACGAUCCGCGCCCUCCAGAAUGAAAUCGAAUCCAUCAAAAACGAACCCAAACCACUUCAACGACCAAAGCCAUGCCUCCCCGAUCCCGAGAAAUUCAAUGGACAAUCUUUGAAGUUUGAUACCUGGCUUGCUUCGAUGAAGGCUAAGCUUAGGAUUGAUGCUCCAGCUAUUGGUGAUGCAGUGGCUCAGUUCUACUAUGUCUAUCUGAAUCUGGAAAGCAAAGUCCAAGCUCUAGUUCUUCCCCAGUUAUCUUACGCAGAAGACACCAACACCUGGGAUUACAACACUAUCCUUGAUCAACUAUCUCUGGUUUACGACAACCCCAACAAGAUUCAAGAAGCUGAAGAUCAUCUAUUAGCCCUAAAGCAGGACAGUGGUGAAUCUGUGGCAGCCUACAUCGCCAAGUUUGAGAGGAUUCUUUAUGAGGCAAAGGGCAAAGAUUGGCCUGAUGUCACCAAGAUUUCAGCAUUCAGGAAAGGCCUCAAUCCUACUCUCCGAGGACGCCUCAACCAGCAACUAAAUCUUCCAAGAUCCUACAUCGAAUUCCUUCGCGUGGUGCAACAAUUGGGAAGUCAUUCUUUCAGCUCAAAUUCCACCAAUGUUUCCCACCCUCAAUCACACCAAUCUGGUUCUCACACCAAGUCUGAUCCUAUGGACCUCAGCGUCAUCAAUAUCAACUCCCUAUUGUUCCAUGAAGGCAACAAGGAAUCCAAACAAUCAUGGAAUCAGCAGAUGCUUGCGAAGCUGGAGACAAAUGGUAUUGAUGAUGGUGGUGACUGA
Aspergillus chevalieri is the source of this 819-nucleotide messenger RNA. RefSeq lists its product as uncharacterized. The record is from RefSeq and is a predicted model, not a curated record. Lineage: Eukaryota; Fungi; Ascomycota; Eurotiomycetes; Eurotiales; Aspergillaceae. The coding region runs from base 1 to 819 and encodes 272 amino acids. The transcript has 2 exons.